Messenger RNA from Patella vulgata (common limpet), 8358 nucleotides. RefSeq names its product rho family-interacting cell polarization regulator 2. The record is from RefSeq and is a predicted model, not a curated record. The transcript has 23 exons. Lineage: Eukaryota; Metazoa; Mollusca; Gastropoda; Patellidae. The coding region runs from base 1791 to 4769 and encodes 992 amino acids.
AGCUUUUGGAAUUGAGAUACCCGAUAGUUGUUAUGAAAGAAUUCUUUCGUGGAUAUUAUCGUGGAUAAGGAUUAAUUCUAAGGAUGCCAUUUUGAUAUCUAAUACUAAUUGUGUGGUGUUUUGAUUGUGCAUGUGGUAAUUUAUAUAUUGAAUUGGAAAGCUGUACAUGUGAGCUAUUAUAUUUGGGGAUAUACAUGAUUUGAUGUAAUAACCUCCGCUGGUAUUUAGUUUUGUUCAAAAUGGCAAGUUUCAUGGUAUUAUCAGGCAGUCGUUUGAAAACAAAAAGCUUUGUGAAUUUAUUAGGCUGUCAAUCGUGAUUCCUCUCGUAACGCAUGUGAGAAUAUUUGGGGAUAUACAUGAUUUGAUGUAAUACCCUCUGCGGGAAUUGAAUUUUGUUCAAAAUGGCAAGCUUCAUGGAAUUAUUAGGCAGUCGUUUGAAAAGAAAAAGCUUUGUCAAUUUAUUAGGCUGUUGAUCGUGAUUCCCCUCGUAACGCAUGUUUUGUGUGGGUCACAUUUAUAUAUUUAUUGGAAAGUUGGGGUCGUUGGCAUAUAUUUAAGUACACAGGUGGUUAUACAUUAUUUGAUGUUAAAACCCCACAAAGGACACUUCAAUCAGGACUUGUGAUCAAUAAACUUCAACAAAAUCUUUCAAAAUCAUUCAUGGCCCAAUCUGAUUAAAAUACAGAUCUAUAUUUCGUUUCAUUUUUUAUUCAUUCGAUGGCCUUUACUACAUGAAGAUCUGACCAGUUGUACUGGAAGGUCGUGCCAUGGGUCGUACAAGUGGCUUUGACCCUAUGACAUCAGCGUUGACGUUUCUAGUGGUUUACCUACAGUUCCGUGCAUGGCAUGCCAAGAAGUUGCCGUCAAGAAGUCGCCGUAACAGAUUGUUUCAUUGGCUAAUCCCUCACGCCAAAUAACAAAUAUUCCAGAUCCUAGUGUAGUAAAGACAAGUAAAACAAAAUUUUGAACUGUAAAAAAACGGAACGAAAUAGGAUCUGUGUUUUAGUCAGAUUGUUCAUGGCCUGACCAGUUUUAUUCAAGUAAAAUAUAUGAGGAACCAUAGUUUCUAGGUCCAUGAUGACUGUAAAGUCAUUUGUGGAAAUGCUUCCAUCCUUUUAUGGGGCUCCUGGGUGUUAUGUUCAGCAUUUACAAGCAUGACUUUGACAGCUCUUGCUACAAUUUAAUCUGAGUAAUGGUUAAUUACAGUCUUGCUAAUCAAGAUUAUACUAAUGGUUAAUUGCAUGUCUGUCUUGCUUAUCAAGACUUUAUUAUUGGUCGGGAUAUUUCAGUGAAUAGCAUACUUUAUCAUAUUUAUUAACUGGAUAAUGUUCAUUUAAAAUUCUUAGCCACAUUUGCAAUUUCCUUAGUCCAUUUCUUUAUGCAGUUUGUGAACAAUUUUGGCAAAUUUUAAUUACUCGUAUUGCUAGAAAAUAAUUACCCUUGUGCGCAUCACUGAAUUCUCAAAUUUCAAAUUUUAUUGGUUGUCCCUGUGUAUGCGGCAGGAAACAAUCUUUCAGUUUGACAUGUCAGCGCAAGCUAAAAUAUCAUGUGAUCUAGUCACAUGAUUAGUUGAGGCAAUUCCAUAACCAUCGAAUGCUUGUAAUACAUUGCUGUGAUUUCAACAGCAGCAUGGUUUCCUAACAAUAACGACAAAAAAUUGCCUGUGGCUUAAAUAUAUAGAAAACCAAACAUACUAGAAAAGGUUUGACAGUACUUAAAAACUGUCAAACAUUUGACAGACAUCUUUUAUUUCUUGUCGUCUGGAAUAUUUAGAGAAUUCGAACACAGAAAUGGUAGUCGGAAAUUGUGCAGCUUAUAAGCGCAGUGUUUUAGCGCAUGAUUUCGAGACUCAUGCAAAAAGUUUUGGAAGUUGUUCUUCUGGGCAGAAAAAAGAAUCAUUUGUGGUGCAGUGGCUGAGAAAAAAUAACCAGUUUAAAUUUAAAAAAAAUAUGGGUACUAGCCACAAAUAUGGUCUGUCUCUGGACAGAAAACAAAAUGGUCGACCCACAAAUCAUUCGACCUCCUCGAUGACUCGAAUCCUGGAACACGAUAACAGUCAUGAUAACAUGUCACUUAAAGAAGGCCGUGGUCGUGGUCCUGUAUGCGUAACCAGAAGUCAGUCAUUUGGCGGAAUGUCAAGCAAGUCGUCAUCGUCAUCUUCGACGCCUGUCCUCGGUGACACGAUAAAACGUACACCACGUGUCUACACCCAUCCCCAGCAUGCGUCACGUAAUGCCGGGAUCAGCUUCCGUAAAUCUCCCAAAGUGCCGAAAGUACCACGACCUAAUCGAGCCCUUCUUAUAUUUGAGAGUGUCAAAAAGGGACUUGGGGAAUUUAUUCACGCAACAAAAGAAGAUAUGCUACAUUUACAGACAAACGAUUCCACAGCCUCCCAGGGGAAACUACAUGAAAUAGAGAAGCAAAUUAAAUCAGCCGAACGAUAUUUAAAGAAAUUAGAAUUCCAUUUAGCUAAGGUUGAUGAGUUAUAUGAUUGUUAUUUGGUUCAUCAACAACUACGAGAAGGUGCUCGUACGAUGGCGAGAGCUUUCACCACAUCACCUGGACACCGUAAAGAUUCUAUAACUAAUGUUAAAUACGGCUAUAAAGAAUGCUCACAGACAUUAUGUGCUAUAGAAGCUCAGCUAGAGAAUAUGUUAGGCACAUUCCAUUGUAAAUUAAAAGGUAUGGCUGGUUUUGCGAGAUUAUGUCCGGGAGAUGUAUUUGAAGUGACAAUACGCCAUGGACCCCAAAAAUGGAAGACAAAAGGACGUAUUGAGAAAAAUAAUACCCAGAAAUGGGACAUGCCCGAAUUUACCUUUAAAGCAUUAGUCGGUGAUGUACUCAGCAUUAAAGCCCUGGAAUCACGUAGUUUUAAAAGUGUUUUAUUAGGCCAGAAGAAUUGUGAGGUGAAAGAUUUAUUCUCGGCUAAUCCACAGUUAAUGACCAUUAGUAUCAACUUUAACGGUUCUCUUAAACUCAGCAUUGUUAUCACAUGGAAUCCUUUGGAAGGUAUGGAUGAAAGUAUAACCUUUUUUGAAGCACCAACCCGAUCAGCUACAACACCUCGUCGACGCCCAGUAUCUGUUGUAGCAUUAAACGGACAGUAUUCAAAUAGUUAUUCUGAUUUAGGCCACGAGAGACGAUACUCAAGUCCAAUACAUAUGUUGAGAUCAAAAGAAGAUUUUUCUGUGUUCGGGUCAUCAACAUCACUUCCUGUAGUUCGUGGAGGCUACGAUUCCCCCUCGUAUCACUCCCCGUUAUUACGAGUGAAAGAAAACACGGUUUAUUCAAGUUCAGAUGAAUCCCAUAGUUCCCUUAUUUCACAGACUGUGCUAGGUAGUGGAGCGCUGUCUCCCCCUAUAGUUCCACAGACACGUUUCCCGGGUGUUUUCUCACAGACUUUAGUGACUCGUGAUGAACCGACGCAUGUGGAAGAAGCUUUAGUUAAUUUAACGACUUCCAUGGAAGAUUUUCUCGGACAAUAUCCAGAGUUACAAUACUUGGAAGAAGUGGUUGUAUCUUUAGAACAGUUUCUAAGAAAACGAUCCCGAUGUAGUUCUAGAUCUUCCAGUAUUAGUGUAUCAAUAGAAAGUGCUCUCGAAGCUUUCGACUUUCUAAACACAGAAGAAUCGGUCGAAGAUUUAGACCACUCACCUGAAGAAAGUCGUACAUCAAGUAUUGAUAAUAUAUUAGUUAGUCCCGAAUCUACGGCAAAAACUGGAGAUUCUGGUAUCGAGUCCCUUGCAAAACGAUUGAGUGAAGAUACGCAACUUGGAUCAAGUCUUGGGUCUAGUCCAGUGCCACCAUCUACUGGUAAUGAACAGGUGGACCACGCCCUCUUGUUUCAUCUUAACUACUGUGAUAGAUUAUUAGAGAGUUUGGGUAAUUUUGGCCCUCUAAAAUGUCGGGAGUUUUAUGCAUUGGACAAGUUGAAAACUCAGUCAGGAAUUAUAGCAGCAUUAUUAAAAAUAGCCAGAGCUGGACCAAAUGUUGACCUUCAUCCCAUAAUGGCGGAACUAACAGACGACAAAUCAAUAAAAGAAUUCUGGGUAAUGUGUGUGGAUCAGAAUUUGUUGUUUUUACAUCCAGAGAAAUUAGUUUAUAUGAUGGAACAGAAGUUUGGUCAACGUCUACAAGAUGCAGCCAAUAUAUCACCUACUAGAGCAUUUUGGCAUGUGAUGUCGAAGAUUUUAGAUAUACCAACGUAUCAACCAGAGAAACUAAAAUCAUCACACAUCGUUACUCUACAUCAGUUUAUGUCUUAUUUUACUUCCGCGGGUGGAUUACAAAAACUUGAUGAUGUCACUCACGAUAUUGCGUUGACUGAUAGAUUAUGUUCAGGUAAUCCAGAUAUCGUAAUUAAAUCAAUAUUAACACAACGAGAAGAGUUACCUUCCCCUCUUUGUCUCAAAGUUAUUGGGUCGCUACUAUGUGGCGGCGUCAACAAGGAAAUCCAACAGUCUGCAGCAUCUUACCUUAAACUAGUCAGUAAAAAUAAACAAACACGUGAUAAGGCUAUGAUUGUAUUUGUUGAAGGUUUAGAAGACAUGUUACCAGACGUACGAGCUGGAUCUUGUAUGGCUCUAUCUGUUAUCGAGGCUGUUGAGUGUACAGAUCAGUUGGUAUUUGUCUGUCAAUCAGAUGAUUCCACAACAGUCAGACGUAAAGCUAAAGAUGCCUUGUUUUCACUAGGUGAUGAAGGAAGAAAAGCUUUUGAAGAGACACAGUUGACAACACAUGGUUUCCAAGGGUUACAGAUGAGAAAAUAAACAACAUGAUGUAUAAUUUGUAAAUUGUAAAUACGAUGACGAGGUGAACAUUAUAAGGGUAUCACUGGAAGGAUAUUGCCAAAUAAGUGGACAUUUUGAAGUUAUAUGAAUUAAAAUAUAAUCAUAGUAUGACAGUCAUUAUGUUUUAUGAAUUAUAAAAUUAAUAGACAUUUUGAAAUUAUGUGAAUUAAAAUAUGACUAAAUGAUUGUAUGACUGUCAUUAUAUUUUGUGAAUUAUAAAAUACACAGACAAUAAAAUAUGAUGACUGAAUGAUUGUGUGAUGGUCAUUAUGAAAUUUUGUGAAUUAUUAAUUAUAUAACCAAAAGUUUUUAGCCAAAUUUAUCAGACCUACUACUGCUAUGAUAAGAUGCCAAUGAAAGUGAACACCAAAGUUUUAGUUACUGUCGAUCUUAUAUAGGAUUGAUAAAUGGUCAAAUAUUGUACUUUAAAAUUUUAUACUGAUUUAUAAUGAUUUGAAUAUUAUAUAUUACACAACAACCUGUUGUUAAUAUUAUAUAUUACACAACAGCCUGGUGAUAUUAUAUAUUACACAACAAACUGUUAUACAUAUUGUAAUAUUAAACAACAACCUGGUAUAAAUAUUAUAUAUUACACAACAACCUGGUAUAAAUAUUAUAUAUUACACAACAACCUGGUGAUAUUAUAUAUUACACAACAACCUGGUAUAAAUAUUAUAUAUUACACAACAACCUGGUGAUAUUAUAUAUUACACAACAACCUGGUAUAAAUAUUAUAUAUUACACAAUAUUACACAAGUUGUGAUAACUGAAAAAUCAUACAAUCCUGGGUUCUCGUUUCAGCCAUUGUCUGUCAUUGAAUAGUAUAGUCCAGGUUUACAAGUUCUAUAUUGAUAUAUUGUCUGGCAUUGAAUGUUAUAGUCCAGGUUUUCAAGUCAUAUAUUGAUAUAAUUAAUAGUCUGUCAUUGUAUAUUAUACCCUUUUGUUGUUCCACUUUCCUUCAUCUUGACUCAGGAGCUUUUUGUACAGCUAAGCCAAUUAAUUUAUUAAUGUUUUGUUUUAUGUUCACUAAAGUCUUUUUUUUGUUCAAAGAUCGAUGAAGGAUUGUUUUAGACCAGUUUUAGACAUGGAACUAACCCUCGGCGCCAGUUGGUAUCUGAUAUUGUCUACGCGUGAAAUCACAAGGUCUGUCAUUGAGUGAAGUGGUGUGAUUUUUAUCCUCCACUGGAACGUGACAACCUCAUAGGUUUCCUCCCACUGCUAAAGACCCCUACGCACAAGCAAAUUAUUGAAAUAAAAUUGAACCAUAUGUUAGUCCCAAAAUGACUUAGUUUGUGUCAAAUGGAUGUUAAACCCCAUUUCUUUCUCGCUCUCUUUUUCUGCCCAUACAAUUGGUAAUAUUGGGUGACGCUUUUCAAGGAAGAAGCUUAAGGCUCUGCCAUUGUCUUUGGACAAUUGCACAUUGUUAGUCGGGCCUACACUUGUAAUUGUCUGUGUAGAUAUCAUCGAUAACCAAUAUUUAUGUAUUUUAAAAAUUGCUUUUGACUUCAGAUAUAUUUGAUUUGUUGUCAAGCGUCCUCUAGUUAACACGAUUUUCUGCCAAAUGAUUGCCGUUGAUACUGUAUUAUAAUAAACAAUACUCAUAUUCAUUAUAACACAACUUUAUGGAUUUACUACUUCUUAGUUUAUUACAUACAACGUUUCAGUACUCUUACAGGUAGGUGGGUUGGAUGGCUAAAUGGUUAGCGUGUGCGCGCUGUAUCAUAAAGUCUGUCAUUGAGUCAACUGGCGUGGUUUCGAUUCCACGGUUGUACGUGACAAGGAGUAGGGUCACCUGUCCAACCUCGUGGGUUUUCUCCGGGUCCUCUGGUUUCCUCCCACUGCUAAAGACCCCUACGCGCAAGCGAAUUAAUGAAAUAAAAUUAAACCAUAUGUUAGUCCCGAAAUGACCUAGGUUGUGUCGAGUGGACGUUAAACCCCAUUUCUCUCUCUCUCACUCUUACAGGUAUCUUUAUAAAGCAAUGAUCAAUAAUGAAUAACAACCAUAUAUUUAUAGUACAUCCACGAGUAAAAACAAUUUAUAACAAAGAAGAAGUAAAUCCAUAAAGUUGUGUUAUAAUUAAUGUUAUAUCUCUACUUCUAAAUGUCAUUUAAGGAUAUAAUACUCAUCUUUAACAACUGUGUUUAAUGUAUAUUUGGUGUAUUAACAUUUUCCUUUGUCAUACACUUAAUGUUAACUAUUUAUUCACUAGUACCAGGUACCACCAACAACUACUGGUAUCGUUAUCUCCAUUAGUCAGUUAUAUUAAUAAUAUUUAUCUAUGUUGUGACAGGAGCCACAGUGGCUCAGUGAUUAAGGCGCUGGCUUGCUAUAACCAGGAGGUAUUGGGUUCGAUCCCUGUGUGGCUGUGGUCUAUUCAACACAACUAGUCAAUUAUAUCAAUAAUAAUAAUACUUAUCUAUGUUGUGACAGGAGCCACAGUGGCUCAGUGACUAAAGCGCUAGCUUGCUAUAACCAGGAGGUAUUGUGUUCGAUCCCUGUGUUGCUGUGGUCUAUUCAACACAACUAGUCAAUUAUAUCAAUAAUAAUAAUACUUAUCUAUGUUGUGACAGGAGCCACAGUGGCUCAGUGACUAAAGCGCUGGCUUGCUAUAACCAGGAUGUGUCAGGUUCGAUCCCUGUGUUGCUGUGGUCUAUAAAACUCAAUUAGUCAGUUACCGGUAUAUCAAUAUAAAUAAUAUUAAUCUAUGUUGUCAUGUGCUGUCGUCUACAUAUAAUCCGAUCAAUGCUUAUAAUUUGUAUAAACUUCAAACAGCCAUAUUUAAUUAUACAUGUAACUAUGGCAACAAUGUAGAAAUAUCUGUAGAGGUCAAGGAUGAUAUUCACAUAUGGUCAGUAUGUAAAACAUAUAUAUUACCUAUUCUGUAUACAUGGGCCAGGUGGGGGCCUCCACUUAAAGAUAGUCCUAAUUUCUCAGCAAAAUUCGCAAUUUAAUUUUCUUAUAAGGAACACAUUUAAAAAAUAAUAAACUUGGCAUCAGAGGAUGGGAAAUUUGACUUCUGGAGCUCGACUGAUACAUUAAUAUUUUAAUUUUUUUUUAACGCGUGUCGGAUAGUGGGGAUAACUCUCCACCCUGUCUCUGGUGCCGCUGUUAAUGGAAAUCAUAUAUUUCUUAUCAAUGAAUUAUUAAGUUGAUAAUUGUAAAUAGCAGUUGAUAUAUUGAAAUGUUGAUUAUAUAUUUUGUCCUAUGCACAACUUUUAUCAUCGUCACUCAAUGGCCAAAAUUAGAAAACAAUUUGAAAGUUUGAAAUGCUUCAAAUAUAAAUAUCAAUAGUGCUUCAAGGAUUGUAAAUAUUUUGUAAAUUUGUUUUUUUAAUUCUGUUUUUUUUUUUUUGUGCAUGUAAACUUAAUUGUCUCAUGUUAUAUUCCUAAUGAUUUAUUCAUUCUAAAAACAAUGUGAUUUAUUUGUUUAUAUAAUUUGUAUAUAUUAUAUAAUAUAUUAUAACUACUACCUAUCGUAUAUAAUGGAUGCCUUGCUUGUAUCAAUCAAAUUAACCAUGUAUUCAACGCAGCUUGUAAAUAUUUUAUUAUUAAAGAAUUCUACGAAUAA